This is a messenger RNA of Cylindrotheca closterium, 1620 nucleotides long. NCBI's taxonomy places the organism in Eukaryota, Bacillariophyta, Bacillariophyceae, Bacillariales, Bacillariaceae. The record is from the annotation of a GenBank genome assembly.
AUGAGACGCUUUUUAAUUCUCGUACUCUACACUCUUCUCCUCUCCCAUCCACUAGUGGCUCUAGGGGAUGCCACUUCAGACCACGCCCAGCCCCAUGCUAGAAGCCUUGCGACGAUGCAAGCAAGAGGUGUGGGAAAUGGAAAUGGAAAUCGAGAUGACAGUGCGGUUGGACCUAGCGUGCCUACUGGAGCAACUGAUGAUGAAGAAAAUGGCGAUGAUGCUACCGUUAAAGCGGAUGACGACGGAGUUGAUGAUGAUACUAUCGUGGCACCAGGAUUCUUAACAAGUGCCAGUUCCAACAAUGCCGAUGACGACACUGGUGAGGACAAUACUGUCAAGCCAGGAAUAGGGAACAACGAUGCUGUUUUGAAUGAUGAUCUCAACAAACAAGGUGACGACGAGUAUGACACUGAUGAUGGCAAGACAAUCAUCGUUGACGAUGACGAUGAGGAAGAUGGAACUCCAGCUUCACCACCUAUUCCAGCUUUUUUUCAAUCCCCAGCUUCGCCGACCCCAAACCCAACAUCAUCUGCAUCCUUGACUUCGGCACCAACAGAUGAACCAACAGAUUCACCAUCAUCCUCGCCAACCCAAACACCGGUACCGACCGUCGCAGCAUCUGAUGCUCCAUCAUCAACGCCUACACAAACGGCUGCACCCACAAUUGCAGCAUCAGAUGCCCCAUCGUCCACACCAACACAAACGCCAGUACCCACACUUGCUGCAUCAGAUUCCCCAUCAUCCGUACCAACAAAAACGGUUUCACCAACCGCCAAGUCAUCGGACUCGCCCUCUUCGACACCAACGACCGCCCCAAGUGAUCCUCCUGCUUCCGAGCUGCCUUCCACCUCUCCUACUAGUGAUCCGACUAGUGCCCCCACUUAUCUAUCUACCAACAAGGACAAGGACAACCAAGCACCUCUCGCUGAUCUAGUCACACGCUUUCUCAGGCCAUUUUCUCUUCGUCUUUCCGUGAAAGAAACUGAAACUGCCACGGAUGAAGAGAUCCGGGCUGCCGUGAAACUCUCUCUAGAGCAGUUGCUCGAGACCAAGUUGGGUCUGAUCUUUAGUGAUCUCACUGGCAUCGUUUUGGACUAUUUUGCCCCCCAAAGCCGAAGCGUCGGUUCUGAAUUGUACUCUUUCACUGGCAAGGGGUUCUUCAAUUCGACACCAGUCACCGCGCCAUCUCACGCAGCUCUCCAAGCAGCCCAAAUGAAAGUGCUCUUUGAAUUUCUGUUUGAGCUAGAAGAAAUGAUGAAAGGCAAUGGAAUUGAUGUUGAUACGGUUGUAGUUCAGGUUUCAACCGAUUCAAAACAAGACGAAGGGGUCAGCGACAAAAGCAGCGGUGAAGGACAGCAGGGUGUCACAAUUCCAUUUGACGACGACGAUGAUGAGGAUGACGACAGAGAAACAAUCUCGCUUGGAGUACAGGAUGGUCCAAAUAGCUCUUCCAGCGUCUACGUCGUCAUUGCCUCUACUCUCACCGUGUCUGUGGGACUGAUUGUGCUAGGAUUCAAGCGAGGCUUUGGACGCAACGAGCCAGAAGCUGUGAGCAGUACUUCAAGUCGCCAACCUCGUACGAAUGUCAUGGUGGUUGAUGCUGACGAAUCGCCAGUAUAG